Messenger RNA from Rhipicephalus sanguineus (brown dog tick), 2292 nucleotides. RefSeq lists its product as uncharacterized. The record is from RefSeq and is a predicted model, not a curated record. Gene Ontology annotation, biological process: peptidoglycan catabolic process. Gene Ontology annotation, molecular function: zinc ion binding; N-acetylmuramoyl-L-alanine amidase activity. Lineage: Eukaryota; Metazoa; Arthropoda; Arachnida; Ixodida; Ixodidae. Bases 280 to 1899 code for a protein of 539 amino acids. The transcript has 9 exons.
CUCGAUCAAUCACAGUUAUAGACAACGUCUUUGUACGUGUCGUGCCUCUUACGUUAUUGCACCGUGGUUUUGUCGCGACCGGUGCUUCGUAUACGAAUAGUGUGGAAUCUUCGACGCAAGAUCGACCCGAAUGAAGGAAGCAAGGAAGGAAGGCAGUCGUGGGAUGUGACGUAUGGUACCGCACGAUAAUCUUGCUAGUAGAGUGACAUGAAACACCUUUCGCCGGAGGAGACUGCUUGAAAAGUGUACGGUGCAACGAAGGGCCGCGUUGUGUCGACCAUGGUUGUCAAAGGACUUGCCGCAGCGCUGUACGUCGUCGCUGCGAUAGUGCUGGACAAUGCGGCCCCAGGUCUCGCCGGCUCGUGGUGGCAACCGAGGAUGCCGAUUUACCGAUUGCGCGUGAAGAUGGCCUGCUCGGGGAUUCGGUUCGUGUACCGGUCAGAGUGGGGUGCCCGGCCGGCCAAAAACCACAGCCGACUCGAGGUGCAGCCAGUGCAGAAGUUCUUCGUGCACCACACCGAGGGUCCGGAAUGCUUCGACUACCGGAGCUGCUCGGAGCGCAUGCGCCACUGGCAGAACUUUCACAUGGACACUAGAGGUUGGGACGACCUCGGCUACAGCUUCCUCAUAGGCGGUGAUGGGAGGGUGUACGUGUCCCGAAGUUGGGACCGGAGCGGCGCCCACACCAAGGGCCACAACCACGAUUCGCUGGCGGCGGCCUUCAUCGGCGACUUCUCGCGCCACCUGCCUACUCCCGGGGCAAUGGGGGCGCUCGCGAGACUGCUGCAGUGCGGCGUUGCCUUGGGCAAGAUCCGUGCCGACUACACGAUCCACGGUCACCAAGACGCCGCCUGCAAAGCAUGUCCCGGUGGCGUCCUGUACUCCUACAUUUCUCGCUGGAGGCGCUUCGGCGGGAGGGUGAAGAAGUACGUGUGUGAAAUGAAAGAUAAGAAGCCGUCAUACGCGGGCAGCACCUUGUGGGAGCGGCCUGCGGAUGAUGCUGACGUCACGCAUGGCUUCCUCCAACCGGAAGCCGAGUAUACAGUGCUGAGCCGCGUUUCGACGGGGACAACGUGCAAGAGACGCGUUCGCACAACAAACAGUCGGGGAAAAACACUUUAUCAGGUGACUUGCGGGGCGGGGGCUCAGAAGAAGGGAGGAUUAGCGUUAUUGCUAGGCGCAGACCACAAACGGAUAGUCGCCGGGCAACGCGGUGCUGUCACGCACUACAGAGGCGAUCUCUCCUGCGAUCACCGGAGAAACAAAAUGUUGCGAUCGUGCAAGUACGGCUACGUGGGGAGUGCCAAGAACCUACUUGCGCUUGGGGCACUUGGAGCGAUUCUACAGGGCGUGACGAUCGGCGCCCAGCGUUGCCCGGGCGUGGAGAUCGUGUCCCGCAGCGGAUGGGGCGGCCGGGCUCCGAGAAGCCGAGUGGCCAUGAAGAAUCCGCGCGCUCAGUACGUGUUCAUACACCACACCACGGGAUCCCAGUGCAAGGACAAGGCAGGCUGCAGCAGGCUCAUCCGAGGACACCAGAACUACCACAUGGACAAGAACGGAUGGCCAGACAUCGGCUACAGCUUCCUCGUGGGCGGCGAUGGACGUGUCUACGAGGGCCGCGGCUGGGGUCAAGUAGGAGCCCACACUCGAGGCUACAAUUACAACGGCAUCGCCAUCUCCUUCGUUGGAGAUUUCAUGAAGUCGACGCCCAAUCAAGGGAUGCUCAACGCAGCCAAGAACCUCAUCACCUGCGGCGUCAAAAUGGGCAAGAUCAAUCCAAGCUACUCUCUGCACGGUCACCGCGACGCCAACUGCACUGCCUGUCCAGGAAACCGGCUCUAUGACAUCAUCAAGAAGUGGGCCCGCUACGGCGGGAGACUCAAGAAGUUUGUGUGCUAGAAGCGCGCCCAGCGGCCGUCAGACGCGAUACAAGAGAGCCACGCAUGACGGUCUGCGGAAAUCAGAGUGGAUACCUAGGUUCUUCAAUAUUGCGUAGAAGGUGCCAGAAUACUACUUCAAGAUUAGCAACAUCUCCAUAAUGAAUAGUAAUCCCAUAAUUACACAGAUUGCAGGGCGAGAUGAGGUGCUUGGCCCACGUGCGUCAGUGGCUCAGGCUUGAGCAUUAUCAGAGGAUACCUCUUUUGGAAUGUCCAGCUCAAGUAACCCAAGCCAAAGGUGAUUGAUUAAUCGCCGUCAAUAUAGGAACCGACCUGUACAAUAAAGCGAUGUAGCCUGUGUAUGUGUUCGUUGUGAUAUACAAGCGACCUCGUGGUGCUGCAUAUCGCGGUGAUA